AUGGAAUUUCAAAAACAAGUAUUUGUUGCGUUCUUGCUAUCAGCCCUAAUAAUCACCGUAGCGUCCGCUGAUUGUACUUGUGAACUAGAAGAAGUCAACAGCAACAAUAGCACAGUUCUCAAGUACAAACUCUUCGCACUUGCUUCCAUUCUCAUCGCCGGAGGCGUCGGCGUUUCUCUACCCUUUGUCGGCAAUAUUUUUCCGGCUUUACGCCCUGAGAAUGACAGUUUCUUCCUGGUGAAAGCAUUUGCCUCAGGCGUCAUAUUGGCUACCGGUUUUAUUCAUAUACUUCCAGAUGCGUUUGAGAAUUUGACGUCUCCAUGUUUGAAAGAACAUCCGUGGGGUGAUUUUCCAUUCACGGGGUUUGUGGCCAUGGUCGCCACCAUUGUGACCUUGUUGAUCGAGACAUCGGCGGCAGCCUACCAACUUAAGGUUCAGACGGAAGCGGCGGCGAAACUGGUCGGAGGUGAUGACCAGGAUGUAGAAAAGAACAGAGGAAAUAUGGAUGUUCGCAUGCAUGCAAACCAUGGCCAUGUUCAUGGAUUGGUGUUGCCAUCAAUUAAUGACUCCGAAGUUCAUCGCUAUCGGAUUGUUUCCCAGGUGCUGGAAUUGGGAAUCAUUGUUCAUUCGGUAAUUAUAGGAUUAUCUUUAGGUGCUUCUAAAAACCCAGACACCAUAAAACCACUUAUUGUUGCCUUAUCGUUCCACCAAUUCUUCGAAGGACUAGGUCUCGGAGGAUGCAUCUUUCAGGCAAGAAUCAAGUCACUCGCUGUUACAUUAAUGGGAGCCUUUUUCACCCUUACUACUCCAAGUGGGAUUGUGAUCGGACUAUUGGUAAGCAACAGGUAUAAACAAAACAGUACCACUGCUCUGAUCGUGGAAGGCGUAUUAAAUGCUGCAUCUUCAGGAAUCUUGAUUUAUAUGGCACUUGUUGACCUUCUUUCUCCGAAUUUUAAGAAUCCUCGGAUGCAAAAGAGCAAGAUGCUUCUACUUGGUUCCAAUGUUUUUCUUCUUCUUGGUGUCGGCCUCAUGUCUCUCCUAGCCAAAUGGGCUUGA
Lactuca virosa is the source of this 1056-nucleotide messenger RNA. The record is from the annotation of a GenBank genome assembly. NCBI's taxonomy places the organism in Eukaryota, Viridiplantae, Streptophyta, Magnoliopsida, Asterales, Asteraceae.